Messenger RNA from Sordaria macrospora k-hell, 975 nucleotides. RefSeq lists its product as uncharacterized. Gene Ontology annotation, biological process: lactate metabolic process; pyruvate metabolic process. The record is from RefSeq and is a predicted model, not a curated record. Gene Ontology annotation, molecular function: L-lactate dehydrogenase (NAD+) activity. NCBI's taxonomy places the organism in Eukaryota, Fungi, Ascomycota, Sordariomycetes, Sordariales, Sordariaceae. Gene Ontology annotation, cellular component: cytoplasm.
AUGUCGGUCCCAAGCACCGAAAUUUCCAGCCAUGCUAAGAGCAUCAAGGUUGUCAUUGUCGGCGCCGGCUCUGUCGGUGUUACAACCGCGUAUGCGCUCCUUCUCAGCCACCUGGCUCCCGAGAUUGUUCUCAUCGACAUUGACAAGAACCGCGCCCUCGGCGAGGCCAUGGACCUUUCUCACGCUGCGCACUACGCGCACGCCAAAGUCAGCGUUGGCAAUUACGAGGACUGCGCCGGUGCCACGGCCGUCAUCAUCACUGCCGGCGUCAACCAGAAGCCCGGCCAGACCCGUAUGGACUUAGUCAAGACCAACUUUGGGCUCUUCGAGAAAAUCGUGCCGCAGAUCGCCAAGCACGCCCCUAACACCAUCUUAAUCGUGGCUACCAACCCCUGCGAUGUCCUCACCAAGGCCGCCCAGGAGCUCAGCGGCUUCCCUGUCCAGCGCGUCAUUGGCUCCGGAACCGCGAUGGACACUACUCGUUUCCGCCACGAGCUUGGCAAGCACUAUGGCGUCAACCCCCGCAACGUCCACGCCGUCAUCGUCGGCGAGCACGGCGAUAGCCAGCUCCCUGUUUGGUCCCUCGCCACCAUCGCUGGCAUGCGCCUCGAGGAUUAUUGCAAUCAGAAGGGCAUUGCAUACGACGAGAAGGCUAUGGACGCCCUGGGCAAGCGCACUCGCGAGGCGGCCUACGAAAUCAUUCAGCGCAAGGGCAAGACCAAUUACGGCGUCGCCAGCGUGCUGGUCAGUAUCCUUGAGCCCAUCAUCACUAAUGCCGAUCAGCUCGUUACUGUCUCCAGAGUCGGCAACUACGCUGGUGUCGAGGGUGUCGCCUUGAGCAUGCCGUGCAAGCUCAACAGCCUGGGCGCCCACCAGGAUGUCGAGCUGCUUCUGAACGACAAGGAGAAGGAGGCGCUGCGCAAGAGCGCUACCAGCAUCAAGGAGUGUUUCGACAGCGUUGCCAAGAAGGAGUAG